AUGAUUCGGGGAAGGCAGGGUCAGGAUCAGGAUCAGGAUCAGACUCAGGAUGACAACCAGGAAGUCAUCAUUGCUGGCCAGUCCCAAAUUGUCACCCUCCACAAGACAUGGCGCGUGGCAGUUAUCCAGCAAACGACCGUCAGUGGCUCCUGGAAAACCAUCUGGAACUACAACACGGGCGUCAUUGCAACCAAAGUCCCGCAACAGAACGCCUGCUACAUUUCCGUCAUGAACAGAACCGAGAUGCCCAGCUUUGACAAUCUGGCCACACUCGCCAGACAGAGCAGGAACCAGGUCAGUCUUGGAAGAGUUACAAGGAAGCUCACCUUUGUCACCAGUGGAUUGGUCAACAACCUCAACUUCUACGGACAAGACAUCACGACCAUGUGCAGCGGACUCACCAUCUACAGAGCUUAUGAAGUUCACGGACUCCAAGUCAACCAGGGACCAUGUGUCACCCUCAAUGUCCUGAAAGUUGUGGACCUGAAGUACUGCAACAACAAUGGCAACAUUGACCAGGGUCAGGAUCAGGAUCAGGAUCAGACUCAGGAUGACAACCAGGAAGUCAUCAUUGCUGGCCAGUCCCAAAUUGUCACCCUCCACAAGACAUGGCGCGUGGCAGUUAUCCAGCAAACGACCGUCAGUGGCUCCUGGAAAACCAUCUGGAACUACAACACGGGCGUCAUUGCAACCAAAGUCCCGCAACAGAACGCCUGCUACAUUUCCGUCAUGAACAGAACCGAGAUGCCCAACUUUGACAAUCUGGCCACACUCGCCAGACAGAGCAGGAACCAGGUCAGUCUUGGAAGAGUUACAAGGAAGCUCACCUUUGUCACCAGUGGAUUGGUCAACAACCUCAACUUCUACGGACAAGACAUCACGACCAUGUGCAGCGGACUCACCAUCUACAGAGCUUAUGAAGUUCACGGACUCCAAGUCAACCAGGGACCAUGUGUCACCCUCAAUGUCCUGAAAGUUGUGGACCUGAAGUACUGCAACAACAAUGGCAACAUUGACCAGGGUCAGGAUCAGGAUCAGGAUCAGACUCAGGAUGACAACCAGGAAGUCAUCAUUGCUGGCCAGUCCCAAAUUGUCACCCUCCACAAGACAUGGCGCGUGGCAGUUAUCCAGCAAACGACCGUCAGUGGCUCCUGGAAAACCAUCUGGAACUACAACACGGGCGUCAUUGCAACCAAAGUCCCGCAACAGAACGCCUGCUACAUUUCCGUCAUGAACAGAACCGAGAUGCCCAGCUUUGAUAAUCUGGCCACACUCGCCAGACAGAGCAGGAACCAGGUCAGUCUUGGAAGAGUUACAAGGAAGCUCACCUUUGUCACCAGUGGAUUGGUCAACAACCUCAACUUCUACGGACAAGACAUCACGACCAUGUGCAGCGGACUCACCAUCUACAGAGCUUAUGAAGUUCACGGACUCCAAGUCAACCAGGGACCAUGUGUCACCCUCAAUGUCCUGAAAGUUGUGGACCUGAAGUACUGCAACAACAAUGGCAACAUUGACCAGGGUCAGGAUCAGGAUCAGGAUCAGACUCAGGAUGACAACCAGGAAGUCAUCAUUGCUGGCCAGUCCCAAAUUGUCACCCUCCACAAGACAUGGCGCGUGGCAGUUAUCCAGCAAACGACCGUCAGUGGCUCCUGGAAAACCAUCUGGAACUACAACACGGGCGUCAUUGCAACCAAAGUCCCGCAACAGAACGCCUGCUACAUUUCCGUCAUGAACAGAACCGAGAUGCCCAGCUUUGACAAUCUGGCCACACUCGCCAGACAGAGCAGGGCUCCCUGCACCUUGACUGCCUUACAGAGGGCUGCCUUAGGAACUGUCUUCAAGGCACACUACUGCUCCCAUGGGCCCCAGGCCAUUCAAAGGCACCACUAA
Molecule: messenger RNA, 1893 nt
Organism: Pseudopipra pipra
Lineage: Eukaryota; Metazoa; Chordata; Aves; Passeriformes; Pipridae
Exons: 16
Coding region: 1-1893 (630 amino acids)
Biological process (GO): regulation of cell population proliferation
Source: RefSeq, a predicted model, not a curated record